AUGAAGACCCUUGCAGCCCAGGCUCUCCUGCUGCUGCUCCUGGUCAACCUGGCCCUGACUAACCAUCUAGAGGUGGGGGUUUGGCCAGGAUAUCACACAGUCCAGAUGGUACAUGGAUGUUCAGUGAUGCAUGGAGGGUACUUCCGUCGCGGAUACUAUGAAUUAUUCUACGACGACUGGGAUUACAUCGCCUUGAAUGAGGACCAGAGCACCUGGACUGCGUUCGGCCAGGUAGCUCAAAUCAUCAGGUAUCAGUGGAAGAUGCAGGAUUUUUCGGAAUUGUUGAAGCCAUACCUAGAGGACACCUGCGUGGAGAAUCUCCGAGACUAUCUUGAGAAAGGGAAGGAGAUUUUACUGAGAACAGAUACCCCCAAAACAUCCAUGACCCAUAAGGUCAGAGCUGAUGGGAAAAUCACCCUAAGGUGCUGGGCCCUGGACUUCUACCCUGCUGACAUCACCAUGACCUGGCAGAGGAAUGGGAGCAACCAGACACAGGACAUGGAGAUGAUGGACACCAGGCCUGCAGGGGAUGGGACCUUCCAGAAGUGGGCAGCUGUGGUGGUGCCUUCUGGGGAGGCACAGCUAUACACAUGUCAUGUGGAUCAUGAGGGCCUGCCUGAGCCCAUCACACUGAGAUGGGAACCUCCUUGGCCCUCUGUCCCCAUCAUGACAAUUGUUACUGGCCUGGUUCUUGGAGCUGUGCUUAUGGGAGCCGUGGUGACUUUUCUGAUAUGGAAGAGGAGGACUAAAGGUAAGGAAAGGGCAGGGUCUGAGUUCAAGUCUCCAUGGGAAUAUCAAGUCCAGCUGAGAGUGUGCCCUGCCACAUGA
Peromyscus californicus insignis is the source of this 828-nucleotide messenger RNA. Its product is annotated as patr class I histocompatibility antigen, A-126 alpha chain-like. The transcript has 4 exons. The coding region runs from base 1 to 828 and encodes 275 amino acids. The record is from RefSeq and is a predicted model, not a curated record. Gene Ontology annotation, cellular component: external side of plasma membrane. Gene Ontology annotation, biological process: immune response; antigen processing and presentation of endogenous peptide antigen via MHC class I via ER pathway, TAP-independent; antigen processing and presentation of endogenous peptide antigen via MHC class Ib. Gene Ontology annotation, molecular function: signaling receptor binding; peptide antigen binding. Lineage: Eukaryota; Metazoa; Chordata; Mammalia; Rodentia; Cricetidae.